This is a messenger RNA of Talaromyces rugulosus, 876 nucleotides long. RefSeq lists its product as uncharacterized. Gene Ontology annotation, cellular component: mRNA cleavage and polyadenylation specificity factor complex. Lineage: Eukaryota; Fungi; Ascomycota; Eurotiomycetes; Eurotiales; Trichocomaceae. The transcript has 2 exons. Bases 1 to 876 code for a protein of 291 amino acids. Gene Ontology annotation, biological process: mRNA 3'-end processing. Gene Ontology annotation, molecular function: mRNA binding. The record is from RefSeq and is a predicted model, not a curated record.
AUGCCUCCAGGAACAGGGAAGAGCGUCUUCCUGGGGAAUAUUCCCUACAAUCUCACGGAGGAGCAGGUCAAGGACAUUCUUAGCACAGCUGGAACGGUCACCAAGUUCAGGCUCAUGAUGAACCCGGAGACAGGCAAGCCCAAAGGAUACGGGUUUGCCGACUUCUCAGACGCCGACGCUGCUGCUUCGGCAGUUCGAAAUCUGAACGACUAUGAGAUCAUGGGACGCAAAAUCCGAGUGGAUUGGCCUCAUAACAACGAAAAGGACUCGGUCCCAGAGGACUAUUCAGAAUCGCAGCCGGUAUAUCAACAACAGCCGAUGCAAAACCCGAGCUCUCUCCCUCCUCUACCACCGGGUGUGGAAAUCCCGCCGCACCUUGACUGCCCCAAUGCAAUUUCUCAAACGCUAUCGCAACUUCCUCCGAACCAACUGCUGGACGUCCUCUCACAAAUGAAAUCGUUGGCAGUCACGGAUCCGGCGCGGGCAAUGGAACUCCUCAGGACCGCACCACAACUAGCAUAUGCUAUUUUCCAAGCUCUACUUCUCAUGAACCUCGUCGACUAUAGCACACUUGGCUCUGUGGUUGAGCAGGCGUCGCAGCCAACAGCUCCGCCGGCAAACCAGCCCUACCAACAACCCUAUGGAGCAGUCCCAGGACAGGUGUCAACUCCACCCAUUCACAACACCCCGUUUGCACCACCGCCGCCGCAACAACCUCAGCAACCCGCUGCAGCUCCUCAGCAAAUGCCAGGGCAGGAAGAGCUACUGCAACAGGUGCUAAGCAUGCCACAAGCACAGAUAGAUGCUCUGCCGCCAGUCGAGCGCAGUCAAAUUCUUCUACUACGGCAACAACUACUACAGGGGGGCAUGCGAUGA